Carassius carassius (crucian carp) is the source of this 1530-nucleotide messenger RNA. Its product is annotated as beta-1,3-galactosyltransferase 1-like. Bases 322 to 1293 code for a protein of 323 amino acids. Lineage: Eukaryota; Metazoa; Chordata; Actinopteri; Cypriniformes; Cyprinidae. Gene Ontology annotation, molecular function: N-acetyl-beta-D-glucosaminide beta-(1,3)-galactosyltransferase activity. The transcript has 2 exons. The record is from RefSeq and is a predicted model, not a curated record. Gene Ontology annotation, cellular component: membrane.
CUCCGAAUAACACACUCCCCCGUUGUGAAAUGUUUAAGAUAGCCUACUGUAAUUAUCCGUCAUAGUUUAGCUGGAAUAGCUCAUGCGUAUAUCCACUUAUGUUCGAUAGAAAAUGGAAGUUGCUUUAUUUAACAAUUUUUUGGUUUUCAAUAGCUGACGUUUAAAAAAAACCUUAUCCGAGCCUUUCAAGACCUCUCGAGAAGGGUUGGGCACUUUUGAUAAACAAGCGCGUGCGUCAUCCCAGGCAAUAUAACGGCGAACAUGACAUUAAAGUUUUGUAACUUUCCCUUACGUUAGUGAGGCAGUUUAUUAUUCUUAAAUAUGUGGAAACGAUCGCGAUAUAAACUUUUAACGUGCUUUGCUGUAGCUGGGUUAGUAACAUAUGUAGCUAUCCUCGUUUUUAACAGAACACUACUUCCGAUGAAGACUCCAACACCCAAAGAGCUCUAUGACGUGAUCUCACCAUCAACAUACAGAUUCAUUCUGAACCAACCAGAACUGUGUGAGAAGAAGAGUCCUUUCCUUGUUCUUAUGAUCCCAGUGACUCUCAAAGACACAAAUGCGAGGACUGCUAUUAGAAGGACAUGGGGUCAAGAUGGCUUGAUUCCUCGUGUGACCGUUUUGCAUUUGUUUGUCAUUGGUCAGCCCGCACAAAGUGACCCAGUACUGCAGGAGCACCUGGAGAGGGAGAGCAAGGAAUAUGGGGACAUCAUUCAAAUGGACUUUGUGGACAGCUACCAUAAUCUCACAAUCAAGACGAUGAUGAUUAUGAACUGGAUAGCCACUUACUGCCAGGGUGCUUGGUAUGCCAUGAAGAUCGAUGCAGAUAUCUUUCUCAAUGUGCGUUACCUGGUGGACUACCUGCAUGACAAGGGCGAGUUCUCCAGGAAAGACUACAUCUCUGGAUCAGUCAUCUCAGAUGCUGUUCCUCACAGGGACCGCUUCAACAAAUGGUAUAUCUCAGAGGAUCUUUACCCAGACACCUGGUAUCCUCCAUAUGUGUCUGGAGCUGCAUAUGUCUUUUCUACUGACCUGGCCAGAAAAAUAUCAUGGGCCUCUAGAUUUGUGCGACCAAUUCCACUCGAAGAUGUCUAUGUGGGGUUGUGCCUACACGUCCUGGGUGUGAAACCAAUGUAUGCAACAACAUUUCUGGGACUUGGUAAUCUUUUUGAGGUGCGCAGACUUAAGUAUGAAAGGUGCACUUUUGCUAAGCGCAUUAUAGUGAAUGGGUUUAACCCACAGAAUCUUCUCCGCAUUUGGCAUGACUUCCAGAAGUCUUAUUUUACAUGCUGAUGAAACCUUUAUACAAUUGAAACAGCUAAACUGUAUUUGAAGUACCUUGAAUAUUUUUAACUUGUGUUUAGUAUGUGCUAGUAGCUCUCCAUUCCUUUAACAGAUUGCACACCAUUGAGAUUCAGCACUUUAACAUGCGAGGGAAAACCAAAUAGUGUUUCACCGAAAGGGACAAGAACACUUAUAAAAAAAGGUUGAAUAGACAUUGUCAAGGAGUUGUAGGAUGUAGAAAAUAAU